AUGAAUAUGUUGGAUGAUGAAGAUGACCAAGGCUUUCACGCUACGCGUGACGGCUACCCCCAUUUGAGCGAUGUCGAAUGGGAUGCGGUUGAACGAAUGGGUUCGACCAUGGGCAUCCAUGCUGUUAGCGUCAUGCUAGAGGCUCUCAAUAGAGAUGCCCAACAUGCUACUAUCGCCAAGUUCAUUCAAAAUGAACUUGACGCAGAACGCGAGAAAGUAGCCUUGCUUCACCAACAAGGUUCUCAACAAGCAGAGUUGUUGAGAGAACAGGGUGCUCAACAGUUUGAACUGUUGAGACAGCAGCAGGCUGCUGCUGGUGGGUCGAUGCACUCGCGUCGACCCGAGACUUUGAAGAUUGACAUCUCCAAGGCGCGUCGCAUCGACGACGGGGAUAUGCAAGUUGCAUUUGCCCAGUCAAAUCUGGCAGGACGUGCCAAGACUUGGGCACUGGGGAUCAAGUUGCACGACCCAUAUGCGUUUGGGUCGUUGGAAGUCUUCAAGUCGCGGCUCAGACAAACGUUUGAACCGCCUAGAGCUGAGUUCAGGGCUCGAACCGAACUCUUGAAGCUCAAGCAGGGUAAGCGUGAUGUGCACGCUUACGCUCAACACAUACGACAUCUCACGAGUUGUAUAAGCUCCAAUCCGGUGGAUGAACACACGUUGGUUUCGGUGUUCAUGCAGGGUCUUGCGGAUGGUCCCGUCAAGACUCACCUGUUCCGGCUUGAACUAGAUUCACUAGAACAAGCCAUUUCCAUUGCGGAGCAGGAAGACUUCAGUCUGAGACAGGCUCGCGCCAGCUCGACAUCAUAUCGUCAACCGAGACGAUAUGACAACGGAGGUCCAGAGCCGAUGGAACCCUGUUAUGUAGAGAGCGAGAAGGCUCGCUCUACAGGCUACAAGAAGUUGCAGAGAUGCAACAGAUGUCAAAAGACAGGACACUACGCUUACGAGUGUAGUGCCCCUCGUCCAGUGUCUCGCGACACUGGGCGUAGUGACCGUCCACCCAUGAGAAAGGGGCAGGGACGAGGGUCCGCAGUUGGUGCAACGACGCAACAACGGGAUGGACCGUCAAAAAACGGACAGGAUCAGUAG
This is a messenger RNA of Peronospora matthiolae, 1092 nucleotides long. NCBI's taxonomy places the organism in Eukaryota, Oomycota, Peronosporomycetes, Peronosporales, Peronosporaceae. The record is from the annotation of a GenBank genome assembly.